Molecule: messenger RNA, 4735 nt
Organism: Bursaphelenchus xylophilus (pine wood nematode)
Lineage: Eukaryota; Metazoa; Nematoda; Chromadorea; Rhabditida; Aphelenchoididae
Source: the annotation of a GenBank genome assembly
AUGACUGCCAAGUUGACCGGACAGCUUGUGAGAUAGAUCUAGAGAUGGCUCUCCGGGCCAGGUUGAGCGGAUUUGAAAGGAUUCAGGGCCGGGCCCUAGACUCAAAUUGGCCCCCAAUGAUUAAAAUUCUUAGUCUCAAAACAAAAAGUUGGGGUUGCCAUCAAAAACAAAACGCAGAGCCUAAAGCCCAUUGGCGGUUUUUUGAAGUACCUUUGGUUGUUAUUUUUUUAAAAUUUAUAGUUAAUUGUUAUAAAAAACAAAUAUGUUACCGGCCCCGAGUCAUGUCUGUAUAGAUCCAAUUCGAAUCCUUUGAACCUCGACCGUUGUCCAUUUGCUGAUUUGCAAACUUAUCUCCCUGUUUUUUAUAUAAAACCCUCAUUUAUUACACAACUCUCCACAAAGAGAAAUUUCGCGAUCGAACUACAUAAAGUCUGGCUAAUGUGUGCUCCCUUCUCUCUCAACCCGAUGCUCUUUCCCGCGACGCUUUUUCGAAUUUUCACCGCAUAAAUGUUGUAGUUGUUUCCGUCUUGAGACUUCUUCAGACAUCUCGUAUCUAAGGUGUAGGUUCUUUUCAUUUUUUUGUGAAAUUUUUAUUUAUUGUUUCACUUUCAAAAUUCAUUUACUUUCAAACAUAAAAAUUCUUUUUAGCGACAAUGACGAAGCUGUUGACCAUCCGUCAGAUUAACGACAUUAUCUUCAAACACGUCGAAAAUCAGACGCUCACAAACGGGAACGCCGCGAAACAUGAUGCCGCAGGAUAUUCUCCAAGGCAGUCAGCAUCUGCGUGCAUUAUUCCCUUAGGGUCUGAGCCCAGUAUCCGCAUUUUUUACGUUGCUAAUACUGAGCAUGUCAGAUUUGGGAAGAUCCUAGAAGAUUUGGACACUUUUGCAGGUAACGAUAGGCCCUCAUCGCAAGAUAAUCCCUUAUAAACAAGACCAAGUUUUAUUGUACUGAUGGAAAGUUGUCAAUUGGGGAAAAGGCGAUUAGGGAAGUGGACGAUUUGGGAAACUGAAAAGUAUUAUUUUCCUUCGAUGUAUCUCUCGAAAGUAGGAUAAUCAAUAGCGCUGAUUUUAAAAAUGACACUUUUUUUGUCCGUUACUUUUUUCCUUAAGUAGUACUGUAAAGUAGUAAUCUUAUUUUUUUCACAAAUACUCGAUUGGGGCUUUUGAUAAUGCUGGUUUCAAAUCCGCAAAAAUGAAUAAGAUUUUCAGAAUUAGCAUGAUCGACAACCCCUAAAUCGAGUGUGUGUGAAAAAGUUUAAAAAAUUAUUACUUUGCAGUAUUACGUAAGGAAAAAAGUGACAAAGAAAAAAAUAAUUUUCAAAAUCAGCGCCAUCGAUUAUCCUAAUUUCAACACUUACACACAUCGAAGAAAAACAAUACUUUUCAAUUUCCCCACUUGUCUUUCUCCACAAUCGUCGAUGAGUCCGGGGAAAAUAAGCUCACACUAGACGAGUACCCCUUGCAGAAAAAUUUUUUUUAUUUUUGAAUGUAAUUUUCAGUAUGGAUGGCCUAUCGGCACAACCAAGGGCCCGAAGUACCUAUGGGAACGCCAAACCAUAUUCCAUUCCACGCAGUCACCGCGUGCGUCGAUAAAAUUAGUAAGUAUAUAUAUAUGGCUCGGGACUUCUAAAUCUCUCCGCAAGAGUCCAUCCGAACCCUGGAAAUUUAGUCCAAAGUUAAAAGUUGACAAAAAAGGAGGAGACGACAGAGAAAGGCAGAAAUUCUUACAAAGAGAGAAAUUGCGCAAUGUUAUGUCAGAUUGCGCAACUUUUAACUUUGUACUAAAUUUGCAGGGUUCGGAUGGACUCUUGCGGAGAGAUUUAGAAGUCCCGAGCCAUAUAUGGAUGGUUAGUUAUAAAUUUCAUUUUUCAUUCCGUUCAAAAGUGUGCAAUUCAGUCCACGGAGGCACUUUGGACUAAAAUCGGGAAAUCCUGUCCGUGGUGCAAACAAAAAUCGCCACUUUUGGUUUGCCGUUCAGACAAACGCAAAUCAGUCCGUCGUGUGGACAGGUUUCCGGAAAUCUAGCCCACUGAUUUUCGAUCCAUGGACUUCUUGAUUUGUUUGCUCGGAUUUUUUGGAGUUGUCCGUGGUUUGGAAAAUUCCAAACAAAUCACAGAGGCACAGAUGACCCCGGGCUUCUUCUCAAAUUUUUUUUUUAUUUCGCUAUGUUCAAGAUGUAUUUUCUGAUUGAGAACAGCUUGGAUUUGCUCAAAAAAGGAUUUUUUACCAAGGGUAGGCUUUUCUAUUCGAUUUCCUAUCUAGCCCGUUUUCUUUUGGGAUAACCCAUCAAAUUUUAGAAUUUUGUGAAGCUUGUUGCCCCAUGGAUAAUGUAAUGUUUAUUUCUUGUUGAUUCGACCAAAACUUUUUAAACUAAAUUAUAGCUAAAGGUAGAGUAGGAUGUUAGCUUGGUUCUAAUGUCAAUUUCGAACCAAAAGGAGCGAGUUUUACAAAAAUUUUAUAUUGUACUAGGUCCUGACGUUCGGUCCCUCGUUAAAACUGCUAUUACGUUAAAUUUGCCACUUUUGCAUGGUAAAACAACCCAGUACUCUGACCUACAUUUAUAUCUGGUCAGUUUUAUAGGUUGUUAGCUUCGUUCUAACACCAAUUUCCAACCAGACACAGCUAAAUUUACGAAAAUUUUAUGUUGUACUUGAUACUCAAGGUUAACCUGGUCUUUCAUAACAUUAGCUGUCUUUGCAUGGUAAAAUUAAUCUAGUGUCCACACCUAUAACUGUCCACUUUUACACUGUUUUUGCGAAAAAAAAGAUAAAUUGACUUACAUUAUCCAUGAGGCAACAAGCUUCACAAAAUUACAAAGUUUGGUGGGUUAUCCGUCCAGAAAACGGGCAAUCUAGACGUAAAAUCAAAUGGGGUAGCCUGCUCUUGGUAAAUAUUCCAUUUUGGAAAAAUUUCCAGUUUCCUUCACUCAGAAAAUACAUCGUGAACCUAAGGAAAUAAAAAAAUUUUUUGAGUUUUUGAGCACCGGGGUCAACUGUCCCCGAAGAGUUUGCUCGAUAAACCAAAAUCGCUGAAUUCGGUCCGUCGCCUGGACAAACGAAAAAAGUCCGCGGACAAAAAAAAAUUGUUCGUUCCGUAAACUGACUUUGCUGAUUUUAGUCCGGAGAACGGAUUAAAAUUGCAACUUUGCGCCCAAAUGGACUUGAUUCCCCAAUUUUAGUCCAAAGUGCCUCCGUGGACUGAAUUGCACACUUUUGAACGGAAUGAAAAAUGAAAUUUAUAACUAACCAUCCAUAUAUUUAGUUGGAAAGUUACACGGAAAACUGUCAAUCAUCAAACAACUCGCCGAAUUCUUUCAGAUCUCAAACACCGAACAAUAAAGAGCGACUUGGACAUUCUUAUGACUGGCCUGGUCACAUGGGUAGGCCGUUCAUCCAUUGAGGUUACGAUGCAUUUGAGUCAGAAAUACGCCAAGGACGAGUACAGGCAAGACAGCGUUUCUUUUUAUCGUUAGCCAUCUUCUAAUCAUCCCAAAUCAAAUCGUGUUUUAGAGGAGUUCUAACAGCCCGGUUUGUCAUGGUCACGCUGGAUCCAAAGACGCAAAAAGCUGUGUCGAACGUCCCUCUAAAGCUGGAAACCGAACAGGAUAAGAAGCUGUUCGAAAAAGGCGAAUGUAAGUGCCAUUCACCACCAGAUUUGCCUAUGAAAACUUUGUAAACACGACGGAUUCCCUUCAGAUGCCAAGCAAGUCCGCCGCUCGCGCGAAGAAAUGUCGUUGUACAAGAAUCCACCGACCGAGAUAGAGCGAGCAAUGCUUCACGACCUCUUUUUGAAGACCAUGGAUAAUAAGAAUCAUUCGUUGGACCGGCUGCCCGCAGGACAUGUUUGGAUGAACGAUGCAAAGGUUGAGAACAUGGUGAUCUGCUUUCCAAUCAAAAGAAACAUGUAUGGGAAGAUCUUUGGAGGCUAUUUGAUGAGGACGGCCGUUGAGACAGCCUUCGCCAAUGCAGCGUUGUUCUCGUAAGUGAUUCACAACCUCACAAUCAAAUUUCUUUAUACGGAAGCCGAGUUGGUAGGUUUCUUUUGAUAAUAGCUUGGAAAAUAAUGUGAAAACAUUAGCAAAGGUUAUAUUUGUGGGACCCGCAGGGACCCUAUUUCUCGACAUCUAUGUCACUACGAGCGCUUCCGGCAACAUGUACGGAUCACUUUUACAAAUUUCAUUCACAGCGAUUUGCCUGAAAAUGAAGUCUGUAAAAAGUAGUUUUCGAAUUGCCACAGGGACUUUCGGUAAUAAAAAGUUGCAUGCAAAAAAAUGCGACCCGCCCUUCGGGCUUGGAAAAAAAACUUUUGUAAAUUUUGGUUCAUUAUGCCUGAAGUUAUUAACAAAAGAAACCCUAAAAACCCGGCCAGCCUUACUGUAUCCCCCUAGUAUGACUAUUUUUAUCAUCACAAAACUCAUAGCCAUCAUCCCAUUUUACAGAAAAAGCAACCCAGAAGUGAUGGCGGUGGAUUCGGUGGUGUUCAAAAAAGGAGUUGAGAUCGGAUCACUUCUCGUUUUGCAAUCCCAAAUCAGCUACACAACAGACCGUUUCAUGCAGCUCUCAGUUUCGGCGCACGUUGUUGACAUCAACAACGGCGAUUCGGAGACCACAACCACUUUCCAGUUCACGUUCCGAACGGACAAACCGGUACCAGUGGUUCUGCCGCAAACCUACUCCGAUGGAAUGGCCUACCUCAACUCGAGAAGGCAUUUCAAUUCCAGUGCGCACUUGUAA